GCCGUGUUGUCGGGAUAGGUAGGAAGUCGGUAGGACAUGGGCUGAAACGCGAGCGGCGGAUCGCGGCGGAUCGCGGCGGAUCCCAGACACUGGUGCUUGGCGGUGGAAUGUGCAGCCGCCGCGGAGAUGCCUUACGUGGAUCGGCAGAACCGCUUCUGCGGGUUCCUGGACAUCGAGGAGAACGAGAACAGCGGCAAGUUCCUGCGGCGCUACUUCAUCUUGGACACGCAGGCGGGCAGCCUGCUCUGGUACAUGGACAAUCCCCAGAACCUGCCCAAAGGUGCGGAGCAUGUGGGCUCCCUUAAGCUCACUUACAUCUCAAAGGUCAGCGAUGCCACCAAGCAAAGACCAAAGGCUGAAUUCUGCUUUGUCAUCAAUGCCGGCAUGAGGAAAGUCUUCCUGCAAGCGAACGACCAGCAGGACCUGGUGGAGUGGGUGACCGUACUCAAUAAUGCCACCAAAAUCACAGUGCCAAAAUCGGGCGACGGGCAGCCCAACCUGGAGGGCCCCCCGGAGAGUAAGAAGCAGGUGUCCUACAAGACGGAGAUAAUCGGAGGGGUGCCCAUCAUCACGCCCACCCAGCAGGAAGGCGGGGAGGGUCCGAACGGGCCGGGCGUGAAGCGGUCACACAGCCAGCAUCCUUACUACGGGGGUCGACCGCUGCAGGACCACGCGGUCAUCAAGGCAGGCUACUGCGUGAAGCAGGGUGCCGUGAUGAAGAACUGGAAGAGGAGAUACUUCAUGCUGGAUGAAAACUCCGUGAGUUACUUCAAGUCAGACUUGGACAAAGAACCCCUCCGGAUGAUUCCACUGAGGGACGUGCAGAAAGUUCAGGAGUGCAAGCAGAGUGACAUUUUGAUGAGGGACAACCUCUUUGAAGUUGUCACCAGUUCUAGGACCUUUUAUGUUCAGUCGGACAGCCCAGAGGAGAUGCACAGCUGGAUCAAGGCCAUCUCUGGUGCGAUUGUGGCCCAGCGGGGUCCAGGCAGAUCUGCAGCCUCCGAGCACGCCGACCACUACGCCCCUUCUGGUUUCCACUGCAGUAACCAGGCCCCCCCCGUGCCUCGCUCGCCCCUCCACUCGGCAGCGUCCCCGCCCUGCCCCCCAGCGCUGUGGGAACGCCCUCACUUGCCCCCCAGCUGGGUCCCCACAGCCUGGCCUGGGACAGCGAGGACUUCACGAGCCUCCUGCCCCGUUCGCGGCUGUCCCUGCCGGAGGCCGGCGUUCGCCAUCGCCCUGGAGACGCCGCGUGGUAGAACCUCCUCCUCCCCCGGCGCCGCCUGGCUCUGUGGACGCAGACUUGCCAAUCACACAGGUGUGACCCCACCCACCCUCUUUCUGAUAGGCCCGUCACCAGGCCAGCAUCACGAUGGGGGUGGAGCAACCAGUGGGUGUAUAUGCAUAUAUGUAUAUGUGUAUAAGCAGCCGAAGAGAGACACGGGACAGAAGGCGGACCGGACCACUUUGGACCUCUUCAAAGAUCCCAGGCCAUAGGUGUGGCAGUGCAGAAUGGGUUCCUUCUUUGUCUUAUUCUUCUUUAUUGCAGAUUCACUUCAUCUGGGUCCUUCAUCUUAGGCCACAUGGCAGUGGGACGACUGCGCCUUCAGCUCCUGAGCAUUUUCAUUAUUUCUUUUAAUUCUUUUUGUGGUUGUUUUGGUACAAACCGAGCAGAGCUGUAAGACAAAAUCUCGUGUGGCACUGGAAACAAGUUUAAACGGUGACGUUUUAACCCAAAGAUUUCAGCAGACUUGUCAUAGAUCUAUUUCUCCACAUUCGGUGUUUCGCAGCGCGAUCCUUUGGGACCCACAGUCGGUCCAUGUUUGCGCUCCCUCCGAGCUCCCUGCCAGACAGCUGGGAGGGAGCAAAAACUGGACUGUCUGUGGGUCCCCGAGGACCGGAUUUGGAAACUUCUUUGGGCUUCUGGGACGUCCAGACUCUCUGAGUCAUUUAAACAUUGGACAGGUUGUAGGGAAACGUCCCUUUCAUUUACAGUGGUGCGGAUGCCCAAGUCGUCAUGCCUGUGAAUUUACUCUCUUAAUCUGUAACACUAAAUGUGACGCCGGGCGCCCUUGAUGAAAAUGAUGCAUUUCUGUGCCGUCACCGUUAUGCUUUGGAAAUUCGCAGUAGGAGUCGUAGGCACACAGCAAGAACGACUCACACCACUCUGGAUUUUCCGUGCGACCAGCCUGUCUCCGGUUGGCGUUUAAUGUUGCUUUACUUACACAAAAAUAUUCUGAGGGCAGAAGGAAAAGUGAUUGGUUCAGAGAGAUUACCAAUUAGACCACAGAAGAGGUGGGUCCAACCAAUCGAAUGUCUUAGCCCCGCCUCCUCUACUUGUUUGAACCACCUACUCUACAAUCUGAUUGGGUCUGGUCCGAUCGUUUUUUUUCUUCUGCCCUCAGAACACAUUUGUGUAAGUGAAACUCCCACGAGCUCUACACUAUCACUAAAUGUCAGUCGUGUUCACCGCUAAUAGGUCCCCAGGAGUGCUUUUGGUCACCCACCGUCAGGGCAACUGCACCCCCAUGCUGAUGUGUGAGCUCUUUCAGAGAGGGAGGGAGAGCGCAGACCCAGGAGUUGUGUGGGGGAGAGCUGGUAAUAUUAGCUGUAGCGUAGCUGUCUUUUUUGUGGAUAUAUUUUAGCACAGUUUUAAUGAGGUUAGUUUCUGUUUGUUGAGGUGCAUUUUGUGCCUGAUUAGUGUUAUUGGCUCUGCCUUCGGUUUUUUAGUCGCCUUGUGUCCGUGUUGCACAACUUCCCACUGUAUAGCUGUAAAGUGCCUGCAUUCUUGUAUAUAUAAAACAAGCUAUUUUAAUCCUGUUUUUUUAAUACUAUAACUGUGUAACGCAUCCCCGGAUAAAUGUGCAUUAUUUAUUACUCAGAGUUUAAAAUAAAUCAGUGAAUCUCUGA
Molecule: messenger RNA, 2907 nt
Organism: Brienomyrus brachyistius
Lineage: Eukaryota; Metazoa; Chordata; Actinopteri; Osteoglossiformes; Mormyridae
Product: pleckstrin homology domain-containing family A member 1-like
Exons: 12
Coding region: 127-1494 (455 amino acids)
Cellular component (GO): cytoplasm; membrane
Molecular function (GO): PDZ domain binding
Source: RefSeq, a predicted model, not a curated record